Lagopus muta (rock ptarmigan) is the source of this 6079-nucleotide messenger RNA. RefSeq names its product forkhead box O3 (gene FOXO3). The record is from RefSeq and is a predicted model, not a curated record. Bases 195 to 2174 code for a protein of 659 amino acids. Gene Ontology annotation, molecular function: RNA polymerase II cis-regulatory region sequence-specific DNA binding; DNA-binding transcription factor activity, RNA polymerase II-specific. The transcript is spliced from 3 exons. NCBI's taxonomy places the organism in Eukaryota, Metazoa, Chordata, Aves, Galliformes, Phasianidae. Gene Ontology annotation, cellular component: nucleus; mitochondrial matrix. Gene Ontology annotation, biological process: regulation of transcription by RNA polymerase II.
GUUUUUCGCUCUCCGUUUGUUAUUUUUGCCGGCUCUGCCCCUUCGCUUCGUGCCCGCGGGGAGCGGCAUGCCCGCCCGCUAGGCUCCCGGCGGCACCGAGCAGGCGGCGGCGGAGGAGGAGCGGGGCCGGCAGUCGCCCGCCCCGUCGCAGCGCCCCGCCGCCGCCGCCGCAGCCGCCCCCGAGGGAGGCCAAGAUGGCAGAGGCGUCGCCCCCCGGGCCGCUCUCGCCCCUGGACGUGGAGUUGGACCCCGAGUUCGAGCCGCAGAGCCGCCCCCGCUCUUGCACCUGGCCGCUGCAGAGGCCCGAGCUGCAGGCCAGCCCCGCCAAGCCCGCCGGCGAGCCGCCCGCCGACGCCGCCUCCAUGAUCCCCGAGGAGGAGGACGACGACGAGGAGGGGGGCGGUGCGGCCAUGGCCGUCGGCGGCGCGGCCCCCGCGGGCGGCGAAGCGGCGGCCGCCGGCGGCCCCGAGGAGGCGGCGCGGCCGCCGGCCCCGCUGCCCGGAGGCGGCCCGGAGGGGCCCGGGCCGGCGCCGGGAGGAGCGGCGGUGGCGGGCGGCGGGGGGCUGAGCGGCGGCGGCCCCGCAGCGGCGGCGCCGAGGAAGUGCUCGUCGCGGCGCAACGCGUGGGGCAACCUCUCGUACGCCGACCUCAUCACCCGCGCCAUCGAGAGCUCCCCCGAGAAGCGGCUCACCCUCUCGCAGAUCUACGACUGGAUGGUGCGCUGCGUGCCCUACUUCAAGGACAAGGGCGACAACAACAGCUCGGCCGGAUGGAAGAAUUCAAUCCGGCACAACUUGUCACUCCACAGCCGAUUCAUCAGGGUACAGAACGAAGGCACUGGGAAGAGCUCCUGGUGGAUGAUCAAUCCGGAUGGUGGAAAAGUUGGUAAGGCGCCCCGGAGACGCGCCGUGUCCAUGGACAACAGCAACAAGUACACAAAGAGCAGAGGGCGGGCGGCGAAGAAAAAGGCAGCCCUGCAGACUGCCCAGGAGGCGAGUGAGGACAGCCCUUCGCAGCUCUCCAAGUGGCCGGGGAGCCCGACUUCCCGCAGCAGUGAUGAGCUGGAUGCCUGGACAGAUUUUCGCUCCCGGACAAAUUCAAACGCCAGUACAAUAAGUGGCCGCUUGUCGCCAAUUUUGGCGAGCACCGAGCUGGAUGAUGUUCAAGAUGAUGACGCUCCACUUUCUCCCAUGCUGUACAGUAGUCCUUCGAGCUUGUCCCCCUCGGUAAACAAACCAUGCACUGUGGAGUUGCCUAGGUUGACUGAUAUGGCUGGGACAAUGAAUUUGAACGAUGGACUGACAGAUAACCUCAUGGACGACCUCUUGGACAAUAUAACACUCCCUUCCUCCCAGCAGUCGCCCACAGGAGGAAUAAUGCAGAGAAGCUCCAGUUUUCCAUAUGGUUCCAAAGGUUCAGGGCUGGGCUCCCCCUCGAGUAGUUUCAACAACGCCGUGUUUGGGCCGUCGUCCCUGAAUUCCCUCCGCCAGUCGCCCAUGCAGACUAUUCAGGAGAACAAGCAGGCUACCUUCUCUUCCAUUUCUCAUUACAACAACCAGACGCUGCAGGAUCUGCUCGCCUCAGAUGCACUUAGUCACAGCGAUGUCAUGAUGACACAGUCUGACCCGCUCAUGUCCCAGGCCAGCACAGCUGUGUCCGCCCAGAACUCCCGCAGGAACAUAAUGCUCCGCAAUGACCCCAUGAUGUCGUUUGCUGCGCAGUCCAGUCAGGGCGGUCUGGUCAAUCAGAGCCUGCCCCAUCACCAGCACCAGUCUCACAGCUCUCCUCUUAGCGGCAGCCGUGCCUUGUCCAAUUCCAUCAGUAACAUAGGCUUGAAUGACUCCAACAGCUUGGGAUCCAAACAUCAGCAGUCGCCUGUCAAUCAGUCUAUGCAAACACUUUCUGACCCUCUCUCAGGCUCCUCUUUGUAUUCCUCUAGCAUGAACCUUCCGGUCAUGGGACACGAGAAAUUCCCAAGUGACUUAGACCUGGAUAUUUUCAAUGGGAGCUUGGAGUGUGACAUGGAGUCCAUCAUCCGCAGUGAACUCAUGGAUGCAGAUGGGCUGGAUUUUAACUUUGAUUCCCUCAUCUCAGCACAGAACGUUGUCAGUCUGAAUGUGGGGAACUUCACUGGUGCUAAACAGGCUUCAUCACAAAGUUGGGUACCAGGCUGAAGGAUCUUUGAGGACAGGGAAAAUGGGCAAACAGGCCCUCAAACUGACACGAGAUGUAGAGAGAGAACCCUUUGCCAAAUCUGCUGUCAGCAAGUGGACAGUGAUACUGUUUACAGCUUAUGACGUUUGUGAACCCUGCGUUAUUCUCCUAUCAAAGCAGACUGUUAAAAGGCCCCUUAUCUGAGUGAAGAUCCUCCUUUUUUUUUUCUCUUUUCUUUUUCUUUGGAAUUGAACUCAUUUUGAAGUAUGCAAAAUCUUCCUUUUCUGGGAUGGCCAAGCACCUGCUGUGGAGACAAUGUUCAGCACCAUCCUGUUGAGAACACACUGUGUAGCCUUUACAGUAGUUACUUGUCAAUGAGUAUGUGGUGUUUCAAUAUAUUAAUGGUUUAUGGGAUGUUUUAAGUUGGCUUUUUGUUUUGGAGGUUCUCCCUGUCUGCCCACCCUCCUCCCUGCAACCUCCAGUUUGAUUUCCGUAGAUUUUUGACCAUUUUUGCUUUCUCUCAGUGGGGAAUCUGAAACACUGCAUACAUGCAAGGAAAUGAUCAUAACCCAACGUUGCUCAGAUGUCAGGGCUCUCCAGAUAGACACCGUUCAUGAUACCAACCAACCUACCAAAUUCCAGAGAGAGGUGAUUCGUUUGGUCCUUUUGCUUGUUGGGUUGGUUCGUUUGUUUCUUUCUCAUUCUUUCCUUAAACUUAAUGGUACGGCCCCGUUUUUCUGUAAGCAUCAAGCCAGAGUUGAUUGCAAAGCCAGGGAAACCAGCGAGGCAGACCUCCCGGCUGGUGCUGGUGAGGAUGGACUGACCACAGGUGCUGCUGCCUUCGCUGCCAUGGGAUCCUGCUUGCUGCCCACUGGAGCGGGCUCACCUCCUGCCUUAUGUUAGCAGGGCUGCCGCAAAUAGCAUGGUGAGAACUGUUAGGCUGAGCUGCCCCUCUGCUGCCAGACAUGCUGAGCGUAAAACCACCUGUAAUGAGCUGUCUGAGAAGCAAAAAUAAAGGGAAACACUGUCCUUUGCAGGAAAGGCGAGCGAAUGGGCUGUGUGCAUCAGCAAGUCGAUUGCAGUGGCAGCAGCACUGGGUGUCCAGGCGCAGAUUAUUGCAGUGUGUGUAAUUGCAUCAGUGAUCCUUUUUCUUUUCUUUUUUUUUUUGACAUAUCCUUGAUGAUUUUUUUCCUUCUCAUUGUAUAUAAUCCAUUGCAGAAAAAGCAGCAAGAGAGGGAAUGGUAAGGUGACAAUGUCAUGCAAAUGGCUUUUCAUAUGAGCAUAGAUUGUAACAGGAUUAAUGACACUGAAAGACAAGGCAGUUUUAUAUAUUUUGCUUCUUAAGAUUUUCUUUUGUAAAAUGAAUAAUAAUAAUAAUGAAUAAAAGGUAUGGUGCUGUAUAGAUCCUCUCUAUAAUCUGGAAAGUUUGAUUACUUUUUAUUAGUAUCUUGGGGGGAGGGAUACAAAAAAAGAGGGGAAAACACCAGUGGUACAUAAGAACUUGGUAUGAAGACGUUCUGAAUAGGACAGUGUAUACAUAAUUCUCCAAAGUGAUAUAUGAAGCUUUUUUCUUUGCAUAAAGGCAUUAUGCAUAUAAAUAUAUAAAUAUAUUUUAUUAUGUACAGAAAUGGAUCAUUAUGCAUGGAUGUUAGGAAAACCAACUAGCAUUUUAACCCAAAGUUUCAGUGCAUGAGUUGCCACCGGUCCGUGUACCAUGCAAUGUGGAGUGACUCCCUCUCGCCACUGCCACUGCACACGCACAGUCAUGCACACCCAUGCGAGCGCUCGUGGGUCCUUCCUCGCUCCUCACUUUCCGGGUCCCCAAGGUGAUAUUGGUGAAAUAACAGCUCCCCGUGUGAUGGAAGUUUUGUUUCGUAACGUAACCCCUUCAUGCUCACAGUGUUCUCGUAAAGAUGCACCUCUUGGUUUCACCCCGCACUUAUGACUGUGUAAACUCUGUGCAGCUGUGGUUGUUGUUGCCCUGUAGCAUAUCAACUUUUCCAAGUAGCCAAGGGUUUAUCAUUCUCGUUUCUAAAAAGAAGGAGACUUUUAUUUUCACACUCACUUGGUCUAUUUGCCAGCAUAGGGACUAGGCGAUUAAAUCCCCGGGAGGUAGCUGACACUUGCUGCCCAUCUCCAUAUUCAAGGAGGCUGGUUGUUAGCAGACACUGGCAUGCCACAGGACACCAGGCCUAGGUGUCACUUUGCUUAUCAGUCCAACUGCAGACGCUUCUUAACAAAAGUUAAGUCAAGGGCUUCCCUGCAAGCCUCCUGGCGGACCCCAAAAUGUGAGUGCACACCAAAGGCCUGUCCUCUGAUGCUCCUUCCCCAGGCACCUCUGUGGUGGCUGUCCCCAUACCCUGAGGAUUUGGCCACCAGCAGAGCUCCAUGAACAGGUGAUGUCCGCAGUGAGGCCCAGGGCCUUUCCAAAUGCCACCUGCCAGGUGUGUGGUACGUGUGGGCAGCACCGGUGUUGAUGUGGUGGUGGAUGGCUGAGUUGACAAAAACCCAUUGUUCAGUUUUGUUCCUUUGCGUGGAUGCAGUUGUUGUCCAGUGCAAGGGAAGGCCCCUUAGUCCAAAACAGCCUGCGGCAAUUUGUGCUCUGCCAGGGCAGCCUUGUUACAUCGAACUCAGAGCUAGCUCACACUGGCAUAAAUAGACAGAAAAACAGUCCGCUCUGUUCAGAAAAUGGAGACAAUUGAUUCAGAGACAGCCAGUCAAUGGCAGAGAAGGUUUGCUUUUUUUUUUAAUUAAAAGCAUUAGCAACUGAAAGGCUUAAUCUACCUCCCAGCAAUGUCAAGGAGAGCAUUUCCAUUGGCGUAUCUAGGCCACGUUGGGCCCCUAUGCUGGAGACUAUCUCAGCACCAGCUGAAGAGGGAUGGACUUGGACAACCUCUUCAGUUUGGUUUGGUUUCUGUUGCUCGUUUUUGCGGCCAAAACUUUCAAACUGAAGUGCCUCACGUCAGGCAUCGAAAGUCUGGGACAUGGAUGUGGUGUCAUUGGGGCUGGCGCUUCUCAAAUCAGCAGAGGUGCCUGCUGCCCCCCAGGGCCACCUCGUCCGCACGCUGAGGUGCCUAAAAAUUGCUCUCGUGUCCAGAGGUGCUGAAAAAUAACUGCGUCUUGUUGAACUCAAGGGUCACUUGUGUAGGUGUCAAAGUAAGGCUUAAAAUAAUAGUUAACUGGGGGAAGCCACCUUUUGAAAACUUUGGCCUUUGAGUUUCUGAACGUUCUUCUGCAUAGUUUUCCUUCUGAAAGCACGUAAAGCAGAUGAAGGCCCAGAACAAUUACACCGGUGUCGUUUAAACAAACGCUUUACAAAAGGUCUAAAAAGGUGGCAUUGAUGCAGUUCUUAGUCAUAGUUUUUUGGGUUUAUUUAACAAUUUGGUAAUUUUUUUUCUCAUGAGAAUAAUUGGAUGGUUGGCCACCGCCUAACUCCAGAAAUUUCUGUGCCACUGAUUCAAAAAAUACAACCUUUUAGAUCAUGUAUUUCUCUCAAAUGACGUCAUUGCUUGGCAAUCAGUGUCCUGUAAUUGUUUUUCGUACACAAUAUUCAUUAGGAGUUGCCAACAGAUGCGAAGGGGGACCAGAUACAUUUUGUUCCUAUGGGUUGGAAAAAUGGAUUGUACAUUUGGCUUCACAUGUUUAACUUUUUUUAAAAAAAGUUGCAUGAUUGGAAAAAAUAUGUAUACAGUAUCUGUAAAACUGUUUUAUCUGUUUUUGUUUCAAGCCAUGUAAAUUGGAAGAAUAUUAAAUCCACAGCCUUAGCGCGCAUGGCCGUCUUUACAUACCGAAGAGCUGAACAGUUUAUACUUUUCAUUUGGGCUAUCUUGUACUUUCAUUUGAAAGCAGACACUCUCAUGUUGCAGUCUUACUGAGGAUUUUAUAAAAUAAUUUUAAAAAAUUAAAAAAAAAAAAAAAAAAAAAA